Molecule: messenger RNA, 1706 nt
Organism: Aegilops tauschii subsp. strangulata
Lineage: Eukaryota; Viridiplantae; Streptophyta; Magnoliopsida; Poales; Poaceae
Product: probable high-affinity nitrate transporter 2.4
Biological process (GO): transmembrane transport
Cellular component (GO): membrane
Molecular function (GO): nitrate transmembrane transporter activity
Source: RefSeq, a predicted model, not a curated record
UAGCCAGUAGCAGCCUAGUACUACAACUGCAAGGUCGGCCUAGAGGGUCAAGAGAUCGUUCGAUCACACACUGACCGAUCGAUCACUGCGACUGCGUGCCUGUUCGAUCGGCGCCUAGCUCGGUCUAAGGCUCUAAGCAGAAGCAAGCAUGGUCACCAUGGGCAAGAAGGUAGACCAAGAACAGAGCUACUACAGCGACUGGGCGCACAUCGACCACGGCGUCGACGCCGACGGCCGCGCCACGGAGCUGCGGCCGCUGGCGCUGUCACGGCCGCACACGCAGGCGUUCCACCUCGCCUGGCUCUCCCUCUUCGCCUGCUUCUUCGCCGCCUUCGCCGCGCCGCCCAUCCUCCCGGCGCUGCGCCCGGCGCUCGUCCUCGCGCCCUCCGACGCCUCCGCGGCCGCCGUCGCCUCGCUCUCCGCCGCCCUCGUCGGGCGCCUCGCCAUGGGCCCCGCCUGCGACCUCCUCGGCCCGCGCCGGGCGUCCGGGGUCGCCAGCCUCGUCUGCGCGCUCGCGCUCGCCCUUGCCGCCGUGUACGCGUCCUCGCCCGCGGGCUUCGUCGCGCUGCGCUUCUGUGCGGGCCUCUCGCUCUCCAACUUCGUCGCCAACCAGCACUGGAUGUCCCGCAUCUUCGCGCCCUCCGGCGUCGGCCUCGCCAACGCCGUGGCCGCGGGCUGGGCCAACGUCGGCAGCGCCGCCGCGCAGGUCGUCAUGCCGCUCGCCUACGACCUCAUCGUGCUCCGCCUCGGCGUGCCCAUCACCGUCGCGUGGCGCGUCGCCUACCUUAUCCCGUGCGCAAUGCUCAUCGCCACCGGCCUCGCCGUGCUCGCCUUCCCAUACGAUCUCCCGAGCGGCUGCACCUACGCUGGAGGCGCCAAAGGGGAGGGCUUCUGGAAGGUGGUGCGAGGAGGAGUCUCCGACUAUCGGGCGUGGGUGCUGGCGCUCACCUACGGCUACUGCUACGGCGUGGAGCUCAUCAUGGAGAACGUGGCCGCCGACUUCUUCCGCAGGCGGUUCCGGCUGCCCAUGGAGGCUGCGGGCGCCGCCGCGGCAUGCUUCGGCGUGAUGAACACCGUGGCGCGGCCGGCGGGAGGGGUAGCGUCCGACGUGGUUGGAAGGCGUUUCGGUAUGCGGGGGAGGCUGUGGGCGUUGUGGGCCGUGCAGAGCACCGGUGCGGUCCUCUGCGUUAUGGUCGGCAGGAUGGGCGCCACGGAGGCUCCGUCGCUGGCGGCCACGAUGGCGGUGAUGGUGGCGUGCGGGGCGUUCGUGCAGGCCGCCUCGGGGCUUACCUUCGGCAUCGUUCCCUUUGUCUCCAAGAGGUCGAUGGGCGUGGUGUCUGGUAUGACGGCGAGCGGCGGGGCUGUCGGCGCGAUCGUGACAAACCGGUUGUUCUUCAGCAGCUCCAGGUACACGGUGGAGGAGGCCAUCUCCUUCACCGGCCUCACCAGCCUCCUUUGCACUCUCCCUGUGGCGCUCAUCUAUUUCCCACGCUUGGGAGGAAUGCUUUGCGGCCCCUCGGAAUCUGACACCGUCGACCAUGAUGGUCACGACGACGACGAUGAUGUAAACAAGGAUGAUGAUUACAUGCUUCUAAAAUGAUGUGGCAGCUGGGUAGCUCAGCCUGUAAAUAUAAGGAUAGCUGGAUAGGUACAUGCUUCUGAAAUGGAAAUGGAAAUGGAAAGGAAAACUCCACACAAUCUCUCAA